Molecule: messenger RNA, 2190 nt
Organism: Anolis sagrei ordinatus
Lineage: Eukaryota; Metazoa; Chordata; Lepidosauria; Squamata; Anolidae
Gene: AAAS
Product: aladin WD repeat nucleoporin
Biological process (GO): nucleocytoplasmic transport
Cellular component (GO): nuclear pore
Molecular function (GO): protein binding
Source: RefSeq, a predicted model, not a curated record
UGUGGGCAGUGAGGCUGUGCGUACCGGGGCUGGCGGAAGCGUUUUCUUGCACUGUUAUGACCCUGUUCGGCUUCCGUCCCUAAGGUCUGAAUGGUGCCCGGGAAAAGCCGAAAUUGGCAACUACGAAUCGCCGGGUUCCCUCCUCCUCUCUCGCCCGUUUCUGACGAAGAAAAGCCGCGACGGCACACGAAGGGGCCUGAGGCUCCUGACUGGAAGGAUGUGUUCCCUAGCGCUCUUUCCACCCCCACCAGCUCCUGGAGAUGUCACCCUUUAUGAAUAUAAUAAUGCCUUAGUUUCUGAACUCAGCUAUGAAAAUCUUCCUCUUCCUUUCCAGGGACAGCUGGAGAAUCUGCCAGUCCCGACCCUUCCCAAAGAAUCCCUGAAAUCUCACAGCCGUUUGGAACACAGCACCAAGCCUGCCUUUAUUCAUCACCGUGAGUCCCUUUGGAAGAGGUGCAUUAAUGCUUGGCGUAACAUUGGGGUGUCUGGAGUACUUGAAGAGCUUGCAAAUGUAGAGGAAGAAAGUGACUUGGACGAAGAGACAAAUGGGGAGUCAUGGAUGGAUUCUGCAAAGGAGCUAGUCCUUCGUUGGAUGAAAACUGGCUCCCGUUGUACAUUAACACUCUUUGGCUGGUUUUCCUCCCCCCAUGGCUCCUUUUUUCCUCAUUUAUCGCUAAAGAAGGAAGACAUGAUAGCAAAAUUCUCUCAGGCUAUGGACUGGGCAGGCUGCCCAAUCCGAGCCUUUGCAUGGCACCCCCACACCAGCAAGUUUGCAGUGGCCCUGUUGAAUGACAACAUUCAUGUUUACAAUGCAAAUAGUGCCACAGUGCCAACCUUGAAACAUCGCUUGCAAAGGAACGUGGCAUCAAUGGCAUGGAAGCCACUGUGUGCAUCUAUCCUUGCUGUGGCGUGCGAGAGCUGUGUGCUGAUUUGGCAUCUUGAUCCCACUUCUCUUUCUACCAGGCCUUCUUCUGGCUGUGCUCAGGUCCUUAGCCACCAUGGUCAUAGUCCCGUUACCAGUUUGGCUUGGGCACCCAGUGGAGGAUUGCUCCUUUCAGCUUCACCUGUUGAUACUGCCAUGCUUGUGUGGGAUGUAUCUACAGAAAACUGUAUCCAGUUGCAGUGGUUUGGCGGUGGUGGGGUCACUUACCUUGCUUGGUCUCCUGAUGGCAGCAAGGUUCUGGCAGCAACACCUUCAGCUGUCUUUAGAGUGUGGGAAGUUCAAAUGUGGACUUGUGAAAAGUGGCCAACCAUCAAAGGCCCCUGUCGGACUGGCUGCUGGAGUCCGGAUGGCAGUCGUUUACUCUUCACAGUCGAAGGUGAAUCAGUGAUAUAUACCUUGUCUUUCUUGGAAUAUAGUGGUGAACAGAAAGUACAGGUUGGUGGGUCAAAAACGGCAUCCAUUGUGGCAGACCUUUCAGAGACCACCUUCGAGACUCUCUAUGGGGAGGAGAGGAUCGGAGGGGAAGUGCACUCUAUGGUUUGGGAUCCCAGUGGCGAGAGACUUGCAGUUAUCAUCAAAGGGAGUCGUGAUUCUCUCAACAACCGGAGCAUCAUUGCAGUAUUUCGCACCCGCAACAGCCCUGUUUUUGAACUCUUGCCCUGUGGCUUCUUGCAGGGUGAAGAUGGGGCACAUCCACAGCUAAUGGCUUUCCACCCUUGUUUUAAGAGAGGAGCUCUGCUGACAGUGUGUUGGUCAACUGGAAAGAUCAGCCAUAUUCCCUUCUUCUUUGUGACUGCCCAGUUUCCAUCAUUUACAUCUGAGCAAAGUCCCCUUGUUACCUUGGGCAGUAGAAGCAGCGCCCGGGAGCAGCCCUUGUUUUCAGAGCUGUGAAGGUCCAGCCUCUGACUGUCUUUUUUUGCUCAAGAAAGUGGGAGAUCUUUGAAGAGUGAUGACUUUUUGGGAUGGACCUUUCUUCAGAGCACUGUGACUACAAACGCAUUGCCUGGUGGGUGCCUACUGCCACCUAUUGAUAGUUACUUUCUUGCACCCGAAGAAUGCCUGCCCACCUGUUUGAAAGAGACAACUUUGUUUGAAGCAGAAACCGAAAUCCGAAUUAUGAACAAUCUUAGUCCUAUCCCUACAGGCUGCUUUUUUCCACUUGUGGACACUUUGAGUGCUCUUAUGUAUUUGGAAUUUGGAUGUAUCAUUUGUUUAGAAAUUAUUUCCAAGUAAAAUUCUGUUGCUAA